AUGAUUCGGCCUAUUCGGUCGCGCCCGCUGGCCACCGCCUAUAGGGCCAGCUGCACCCAAGCAACCCGCUGGUUCUGCGCAGCGAGGCCUCGAUUGUCCGAGAAGCUCCUGUACCCAGAGAACCGCACAGCGUCGCAGCAUCGCGACCUCCCCACGUUCCUGGCCUACGCCAAGCGGACCGGGCUCGACGACAAGUCCACGGUGUUUGUCGGCACGCACUACGAGUACACCAUCGCGGGGACCCUCUCCCGGUACGGCUUCUCGCUGCAGCGCGUCGGUGGGGCGUCUGAUUGCGGCGUCGACCUCCUCGGCACCUGGACCCCGCCCAAGACGAGGCGGGUGAUGAAGCCCCUGGUGCAGUGCAAGGCGGGGGCGCAGCGUGCUGGGCCGAACCUGAUCCGCGAGCUGGAGGGGGCGUUUGUCGGCGCGCCGGUGGGCUGGAGGGGCCCCGGGGUGCUGGGACUCUUGGUGAGCGAGAGGCCGGCCACGAAGGGCGUGCGGGAGUCGAUGGGGAGAAGCCGGUGGCCGAUGGGAUACCUCUGCUGUUCCAGGGAGGGGGUCCUGAAGCAGAUGAUCUGGAACCACCGGGCGGAGGAGGAGGGGCUCGAAGGGUUUGGCGUGGUGACCAGGCAUGUGGAUGGGCAGGAGGGUGAAACAGAGCUUGUACUUCUUCGAAAUGGAGUAGUACUGCCGUUGCUUGAUAGGACCUGA
Messenger RNA from Clonostachys rhizophaga, 711 nucleotides. NCBI's taxonomy places the organism in Eukaryota, Fungi, Ascomycota, Sordariomycetes, Hypocreales, Bionectriaceae. The record is from the annotation of a GenBank genome assembly.